CACGUAAAAACACUGCCGUGGCGAAAGAAACGCACGUGCGCGCCGCGCCGCCUAUAUCUUAACUCGUCAGGUGACUCGAAACCAUAUGAGUUGACAUAUUAUAACGCAAUUAUUAAAAAUGAGGGGCAAUUUGCCAGUAUUUAUGCAAAUAUUUUGAUUGCAGAAGUAUGUUGUGUAAAUACUUACUUCAUAAUCUAAGAGUCUUUAUCGAAUAUUUGUUAUUAUACUUAACUGAACAUAAAUAUUUUGUCAUUAUCAUUCAAAUUAUUGCGCGAACUUAUAUAGAGCCAUCUUCAAAAAAAUAAUAAUGGCGACGAAUAUUUAAAAAUGGUCGCAGCGGCCUCUCCGUAUAACGUAAUACGUAAACAAUCGGAGAAUUUGUUUGAGUUGGAUCUGACUGACACAAAUCUGACAAAUGUGUUAUUUUCUUGUUAAAAAAGUUGAAGCAAGAGAAUAAAAUUGAUAAAUACAUUCAAAGUGAUUCGAAAACUACGCGCUUGUAUUUAAUGUGUUAAUUUUCGCAUCUUCCAUGCGACAAAUAUAUGUGUCAAAGCAAUUGUCUCCCGCCAAAAAACCGUCAGUCGAAAUGAUGAUCUAGGAUUAAUUGUUUAGUUAGUUCAACUUACUUUAUUGUUAACAACUUGUCCAAUGAAUUUCAUUUAUUUAUUAUAAUGGCUUCAAACGAUGAAGAUGACGUUGAUAUGAAUUCAGUAGAAUUUACUUUGGAGGAUACUUAUGACCAUUUGAAAGACUUGAAACACAAAAGAGAGCAAAAAAUCAAGAAGAUGAUUGAUAUUAUUAAGAAUAACGAAGUGAGAAAAUUAGAGCCCAAUACACCAGCUGAAGAAAUCCGUCUGAAAAGAUUUCGGUUUGUGCAAUCAAUGAGAAAAUUUGUUGCUCUUGAGCAACCACAAAAUCUUCCUGUUCCAAAUACACCUGAUUUUUACGCUGAUGCUUUAAAGGAAUUGGAAGACGAAGUGUAUGCAAUGGAAGAACUCGAUAAGAUCACGGAUGAAGAAAUAGCAGACCUAGAAACUGAUAUUGCUUAUAUGGAAAAGAAAAAAUCGGCUUUCGAACAAAUUGAAGAGACAUCUUUAAAUGCAGCAGACAGUGAAACAACUAAUUAUGAGGCUGAAAUGGUUGUGACCAAACGUCUAUUCCAAGAAGUUAAAAAAGAUUUGGCUACAGUUGUAGAAGCCUUAUUUCCAGGCAAUGUUGGUUUUCAAGAACUACUAUGCGUUCUUACAAGAGCAUUGAGCAAGGGUGGAGAUGACCUGUAUAUUGAUGUUACACCUAAUGUUCUAGAUUUCGUCAACUUUUUACAUGAAGCUGCUAUCAUUCAAUUUCAUCCUAAUGAUGGUACCAAAAUCAAGCUUAUAAAUUUGUAAUGUUUGUAAGUAUACUUUAUGCGGUUAUAUAGACAGAAUUCUGUUGAUAAUUAUAUUUUUGUAGAUACCAUUAAAAAUAAUAAUGGAUUAUAGAUUUAUUUAUAUACAUAUUCUUAAUAAUAAGAAAUAUAAUCAGAAAUCUGUAUAAAAAUUUUGUAAUAUACAUUUUCAACUAUAAAUUAAUUGAA
This is a messenger RNA of Nasonia vitripennis (jewel wasp), 1576 nucleotides long. RefSeq lists its product as uncharacterized. The transcript is spliced from 4 exons. Bases 672 to 1388 code for a protein of 238 amino acids. NCBI's taxonomy places the organism in Eukaryota, Metazoa, Arthropoda, Insecta, Hymenoptera, Pteromalidae. The record is from RefSeq and is a predicted model, not a curated record.